AGCAGAAUUCAAGAAGAACACAGAAAUAGAAUACAGGGUUGUUCACGAUGUCAGAGCUGACAAGAAAGCGACAGUCGAGGAGUGGGCACAAAUCGUACGCCACAAAAGUUGUGAACAAGGUGAUAAGUAUGUUAAACGAUAAUGCGCCACUAAGGAAAGUCGAACUGGAACAAAUGCGGCUUGUGCUCGUACAGAAAUUAGAUACAAUUUCGAAGUUGGACGAUGAGAUUCAGAGCUUGUUGGAAAAGGAUGACGAUAUUGCAACAGAUAUUGACAGCUCAUCGAAAUACGGCUGCGAAGUUUUGGGCGCGUUGGCCGAAAUCAACGAAGCGCUGAGCACGAUAGAGACGAACAAACGAAAUGAGGAACUCGCCAACACAUCGGCAAGUACAGUAUUCAGUGGAGCACGCUGUAGAGUAAAGCUGCCUAAACUAGAGGUGAAAAAGUUCACGGGCAAGAUACAAGAUUGGCGUGAAUUCUGGGACUCUUUCAAAAGUUCAAUCCACAACAAUGACGGAUUGUCUGAGGUCGACAAAUUCACCUAUCUGAGGGGACUGGUGGAGGAGCCGGCCAAGUCAGCAAUUUCGGGAUUUGCUCUGACUUCGAUUAAUUAUGCAGAAGCACUGAAGGUGUUAGAACGGAGAUACGGGAGCAAAGUGAUGGUGCAAAGGGCACACGUAAAUGAUUUGAUGAACCUAAAGCCCGUGUACAGCGAGAAUGAUACGACAAGGCUGCGCAAGUUCUUUGAUGCCUUGGAAACGAGUUAUCGAGGACUCGAGUAGCUCGGUGUAAAGGAGGAAAUGUACUGCGAGAUAGUCGUGCCCAAUCUUCUAACAAAGAUACCGAACUUAUUAAAACUGACGAUUACCAGGGGAAGAGACUACUUAGAGUGGUGCAUGAAAGAUUUUGUCAACGCAUUACAAGCCGAAGUGGAGCUGCGGGAAUGCCACAAAUUAGCGGUCGGAGA
This is a messenger RNA of Xenia sp. Carnegie-2017, 967 nucleotides long. RefSeq lists its product as uncharacterized. Lineage: Eukaryota; Metazoa; Cnidaria; Anthozoa; Malacalcyonacea; Xeniidae. The transcript has 2 exons. The record is from RefSeq and is a predicted model, not a curated record. The coding region runs from base 48 to 782 and encodes 244 amino acids.